Messenger RNA from Anopheles maculipalpis, 848 nucleotides. Its product is annotated as serine protease grass-like. The record is from RefSeq and is a predicted model, not a curated record. The annotation marks the transcript as partial. The transcript is spliced from 3 exons. Gene Ontology annotation, biological process: proteolysis. NCBI's taxonomy places the organism in Eukaryota, Metazoa, Arthropoda, Insecta, Diptera, Culicidae. Gene Ontology annotation, molecular function: serine-type endopeptidase activity.
GUACUAGGGAUAUUUCCGGACGAGGUGCAAUUCGAUCUAAGUGAAGUUCUGAACAAAAACUGUGGCUAUUCUCCGUAUACUGAUCGGUCCAAACCGGAAGAUGGACGCAUUUUAGAAAACCCCUGGUUAGUAUUGUUCCGACAUCCCGAAGAGCGGGAAUGGUUUUGUCAAGGAACUCUCAUAACGGAACGACAUGUUCUGACUACGGCAAUCUGCACAGAAGCAAUUGUUCCUAACGAAACAAUCAUCGUUCUUGGCGAGUACGAUCGAUCAUCGGAUCCUGAUUGCGAAUCGGAAAACGUUUGCAAUUCAGCAUCAAUAAUUGAACGACUUCCCCACAACAUUCUUGUUCAUCCGGAUUUCCUAAACAAUACGUACGAAAAUGACAUCGCGGUGAUAACGUUGAACAGGAAGAUCAUCUACAAUAAGAAUGUGAUGCCAAUCUGUUUGCCAUUGACACCAAUUAUCCCUUCAUUGAUUCAUGCCCCGAUCGCUUACAACACCCUGUGGACAGCCGAACACAACGUACCCAAGCAAAUUCGAAUGCAGUACAUCGCUCAAAAUAAGUGCCAAGAACGGAUGCGUCAUCUGCUCUUGUUGCACGAGGGACAAAUCUGCGCCCAGUAUGCGAAACGUGUUGAUAUUAAGAUUACUAGCGGUUCCGGAUCACCAUUGCUGCUCGAGUAUCACGAUCGAACGUUUCAAUUUGGGAUUCUUUCAAUCGGUCUUCCCGACGCUACUUAUUUAGAGCCGUACGUGUAUGUAAACAUUUCCACUCACAUCAAAUGGAUCCAUGAUACACUGAUUGAUGGAUUUGGACAAUAAACAAGUUAAUUUAUUGAUAAUGA